This is a messenger RNA of Dovyalis caffra, 522 nucleotides long. NCBI's taxonomy places the organism in Eukaryota, Viridiplantae, Streptophyta, Magnoliopsida, Malpighiales, Salicaceae. The record is from the annotation of a GenBank genome assembly.
AUGGACUCAAAGGAUGGAGUUAUGAUGAAGACAAGCGAGUAUGAGACAACAACAAGCAAAUGCAUUGCAGAGGAAAUCGAGCCACGGUCGAACCAACCCAUCCGCAAGUUACCAUGGAUGAUGACUUACGAGUCGAUUAAGACAUAUAAAGAUGUUAUGAUGAUCGAAUGUCUGGAUAGUCGAGCCAUUAAACCAUAUGGUCGAGACUCGUUAGAUCGGGAAGACAAGACUACAUCUUUUUCGCUUAAAAUCCUUUCACCAAGGAUUUUAUUAACCUACCCGAUUUGGGUUCGGAUUUCAAUACAGCCACAUUCUCGUCGAUUCCAAGCUCUUCGAAUGGAAUAUUGGGAAUCUUUAACGCAUCUCGGCAGGACUCGGAGAAUGCCGGAAAAUUUGAAGCCUCUAGAUGAAGUUUUUUUGCAGGAGGAAGUUGAGCUUCACAUGCCGGAAUCCGAGGGAGAGCUCUUGCUUGCUCGUUUUGAUAAGGUUCGUGAUUGUUUCGAGUGUAUUCAACUUGGAUAA